Budorcas taxicolor (takin) is the source of this 1913-nucleotide messenger RNA. RefSeq names its product leukocyte receptor cluster member 9 (gene LENG9). The record is from RefSeq and is a predicted model, not a curated record. Gene Ontology annotation, molecular function: metal ion binding. Lineage: Eukaryota; Metazoa; Chordata; Mammalia; Artiodactyla; Bovidae. Bases 1 to 1593 code for a protein of 530 amino acids. The transcript has a single exon.
AUGGCGGCGGCCGGAGGGCCGGAGCCGCCCGAGGGGGUCUCGGUCGCGGAACCCGCGGCCCCGCCGGCCUGCCGCUUCUUCCUGGAGGGCCGCUGCCGCUUCGGCGCCCGCUGCCGCCAGCCCCACCCCGGGGCGCCGGCGCCGCCGCAGCCUAGAGGCGAGGCCGAAGACCAGGCCAAAGCCAAGAAGCCGCCGCUGCGUACGGCUGACGCCGUCAUCCAGCGCAUCCGCUGGGACCCGCGCCUCGACCCGGCCGACUUCUCUGUGGGCUAUGUCGACCGCUUCUUGGGCGUGCGCGAGGAGCCCUUCCUUUCCUUCUGCUGGGACGAGCCGCUAGCGGCGCUUGCGCCGGGCGUUUUGGCCGUGCCGCAGCACCGGGUGCGCUACUUCCGCUUCCGCGGCCGCCUGGUGUGGGACCGCGCCUCGCGCACCGACCUCGUCUUUGGCUCCGGCUUGGCGGCCGGCCGUGGGCCCACCAUCCUGGACGCGCUCGACGGCGAGGACGCGCACGGAGCCGGAGGUGAGAGCGGCGGCGUGAACGCGCACCGGCCCGGGGACGUGCACGACGGUGGAGACCGGAGCGGGGACGCGCACGGGAACGGCGAUACGAGUGACGGCGAGGAUGCCAACUCAGUCGGAGAUGCGCUCGGCGGUGAGGAUACGGACGGGACCGGAGGCGCACUGGACAGCGUAGCUGCCACCCGCCUUGGCACGGAUUCGGGGGACCCCGUACAGCCAGCCCAGACCCGACUCCGGGCAGCCUUGGCCUCGGACGGGGGAAGCCCCGAAGCUGGGCGCCUGACGCUGGCAGGCGCAUUAGCGAGGACCCAGGAGUGGGAGUCGGCCGACCCUGGAGGCCAAGCUUCCCCGUGGAUGGCGCCAGGAAAGGCGCUGCAGCCAGCUGCCCCCGCUGCCGCUAGGGCCAUGGAGACCCGUGGCAGGAAGCCCUCGGACAGCCUCUGUGAGACGGGAAUGGAGUGGGGUCCCGGGAUCUGGCCUGUGGACCGAGGAGCGGCCGGGGCCGUGGGCCCUCGCCAGCCCCGCCCCACGCACUUCGUGGCGCUCAUGGUGACGGAGCCUGAGCUGCGGGCCAAGGUCCAGGAAGACUUGGUACGAGACGCACCAGCUUGCGCGGCCUUCACGGUGCCGGCAGAAGCCCUCCACCUGACCCUAGCCCUGCUGAGGCUGGCGGGCCCCGGGGAGGCGGCGGCGGCUGUCACCGCGCUCAGACGCGCGCUCUCGGACCCCGGGCUUGAGGUCCCUCUGAGGCUGAGGUUCGGUCGCCUGGUACGCCUGGGCUCCCACGUGCUCUGUGCUCCCCCGUCCCCACCCUUGGAGAGCCUGGCCCAGAGGCUGAGCCAGAGGCUGGAGACCGAGGGGCUGAGAGUGCUGCAGCCUCUCGGGGGGAUACGCCCCCACCUCACCCUGGCCAAGGUGCCCCAGGGCGCCCAAGUCUGCCUCCCCGAGGUCAGCCCGCGGCAGGAGCUGGGGAGCCAGCCCCUGGGGACACUCUGGCUGUGCCGCGUGGGCAGGGCCGGGGGCACCUACCAGGCGGUGGCCGAGCUCCCCCUGGGAGGUCAACCCCCAAAAUAAGGGCCGGGCCCCAGACAAGGACAAAGCGCGCACGCGGCUUCUCUCUCUCUCUUUAAUUUUGGUUUCUCUCAAGCUUCCAAGUGGUGCUCAGUGCUCCAAGGAAAGAAUGAAGGAAGGAAAGGGGAGGGGAGAAGGGGGAGAGGGGAGGCAGAGGAGGACAUCUGAAGAGAAGCAGCCUGACAGUCCAGCUGUUUGCAACUCAUCGCACCCUCCAGUUACAUGGCAGAAGAGGGAGGGAGACGGAAAAGAAAAGGGGAGGAAGAAAAAUAACUUAAAUAAACACACACAAAAAGAAAAGAGAAGGAAACAUGACGUGAGCU